This is a messenger RNA of Macrosiphum euphorbiae (potato aphid), 942 nucleotides long. The record is from the annotation of a GenBank genome assembly. Lineage: Eukaryota; Metazoa; Arthropoda; Insecta; Hemiptera; Aphididae.
AUGCUUUCCGGAAAGCUGAUGAUCCCUACUACUGUCAAUGUCACGACGCUGCAGGGCCAUGGUUACUGGCCGAAAUGUCAGUGGACAAACAUAACCAUUGUAUCAAGGAGAAGGCCAACGAUGUAUUUCGCUCCCAGACGUUGGAUCAAUACUACUGCCUCAUUAGGAGCUUCAAGAAAUUAUUAUGACGUACUGGGUGUUCCAAGAGAUGCCAACCCAAAGCAAAUCAAAGACGCCUAUUACAAACUGGCAAUGAAACACCACCCCGAUAAAAACCAAGGAGUACUUACUGAACAGUUCAGAGACAUCAAAGAGGCAUAUGAUGUAUUGAGCAAUGAAUCUAGUCGGAUGAAUUACAAUAAAAAUAUGGGUUCUUCAAACAAUAACUAUGGUAGUACAUCUAAUGAUUGGACAUCUAAUUCUUCUUAUGGCCGUUAUUACACAAAUCAUGAACAUACAUACAAUAAUAAAAACUGGUCAAGAACUGAGUACAGCCAUCAAAGAACCAAACGUGCUGGGGGUUUUGAUAAAUUCAAACCAUUUAAUGUGUUCAUAAAUGUCAUUUCAGUGCCCAAGAAUAUUGUAAAAACUCAAAUUGAUAUAAUGUUAUUGAGCUUUAUCAAAAACCGUACAUUAAAAUGGAUUGUGUUCCAACUAUUUCAAUAUCUAUGGACGUGGGGGUUAAAAAAUUUGAAUUAUAAUGUACUGAUAUCGUCGUCAUCGACUAACAAUCCAUUUGCAGAAUUCAUUAGAGGUUUGUUGGAUAACCAUACAAUAAGGAUUGAACUAACAGAAAUGGAAGCAAUAAAGGGUAAAGCUGUCAGAGUGAAAGUAAAUGAAAAUGAAAAAGUUCUAGUGGUCAAUAUACCCAGGGGAGUUCGUAAAGACCAAUCAUUCUACCUGUUUUACCUGAAUAAUGAUGAUGAUAACACCAAAAUUUAA